UUUAGUUGUGCUGUUGGCGGUGUAAAGCAAGCGAAUUGUGUGGUACUUUUGCGGAAUACCACUUUUUUCCUUUUUCAUCAUCGUCGCAAUUAUUGUUGGUUCGCCGCGAGCGCAAGCGAGAUAGCAAACGUGGGGUUCUUUCGUCGUUCCAGAGGGACGGAAAUUGGUUGCUGUCUUGUCAUUUUUUCCUUCCGGAAUCCGGCUCAUUCGGGUCUGACCAGUGUCCAGAAGAGUUGCGGAGUACGAAAUCGUCCGGAUUAGUGGAAAAUUAUCUUGGGAGAAAAGAGUGCAUUUUUUUUCUUACUUGCUGCAGUAUCAUUACGGUCAGUCGGUUUGGUGUGCUGUGAAGAAGAGUAUAGCUGUAGUAGGGUGGUAAAAACAGUGUGCGCUAGUGUUCGCGAUACGAAGGGCAAGAAAAAACAGCCGACCGCGAAGAAAGAGAAGUGAAUUUUGUAGCGCAUUUUUUUUCUCUGGACCCGCCGACUAGCGUUGGUUUUUUUGUGUGGUGGAAUUUCGAAAGAUUCGGAUUAGAUAGCUUGCGGAAAGCAGUGGUCGAGCAGUUUCCAGUCGCGGGACAAUGUCGGACGAAAACCAGGAAAAUGGUACCCGCAACGGCGACGUACCGGAAAUCGAACUGAUCAUCAAGGCUUCCACGAUCGAUGGCAGACGUAAGGGAGCGUGCUUGUUCUGUCAGGAAUACUUCAUGGAUUUGUAUCUGCUGGCAGAGCUGAAAACUAUUAGUCUAAAGGUCACAACAGUGGACAUGCAAAAACCUCCGCCCGAUUUCCGUACCAAUUUCGAAGCGACCCAUCCACCCAUCCUAAUCGACAACGGACUCGCCAUCUUGGAGAAUGACAAAAUCGAACGACACAUUAUGAAAUCCGUGCCCGGUGGUUACAAUCUUUUCGUUCAGGACAAAGAAGUGGCCACCCUGAUUGAGAACCUGUACUCCAAGCUGAAGCUGAUGCUGGUCAAGAAAGACGAAAACAAAAACAACUCUCUGCUGGCACAUCUGCGGAAGAUCAACGACCAUCUAGCAAUGCGGGCCACCCGGUUCCUGACCGGUGACACCAUGUGCUGCUUCGACUGCGAACUGAUGCCCCGACUGCAGCACAUUCGGGUCGCCGGCAAGUACUUUGUCGACUUCGAGAUACCAAAACACCUAACGGCUCUGUGGCGGUAUAUGUACCACAUGUACCAGCUGGACGCCUUCACGCAAUCCUGUCCCGCCGAUCAGGACAUCAUCAAUCACUACAAGCUGCAGCAGGCAAAAGGUGACAUUAAGAUGCUGAAGAUGAAGAAACACGAGGAACUGGAAACGCCCACGUUUACCACAUCGAUCCCGAUUGACCUAAACGAUCACUAGAGAGAGAGAGAGAGAGGCGGUAGAAUCAGAACUUUUUAUUAGAGAUGCGGAAGCCGUACCGUGAAAUUAGAUAACAAACAAACACAACAUUUUGAUAACCAUUUACAAUAAUGAUACAUCCGCGAGUCCGCCAAACGGAACCCAUCGCACGUUGGCAGCAGUGCUGCCAGCUGCAAAACAAAAUAUGUACGGUCUACUAAACCGAUCGUUGCCUUUUUUCUAUUGUUCCGUGAAGGCCAUCAUGGAUGGGUAAUUUAUAAAUGAGGGAAAUAAUUCAGCGGCAGCAGUGUAGUGAAAUCGAGCAGACAUCAAUUCGAAAGCAAAAAAAACAAAUGUAAAGAUUAUUCUAAGUAGAAUUUAGUGGAUAAAUUCGUUGUUUAUUAUCUUGUAUUUUUAAAUCCUAUUAUGUUGGUACCGAGAAAAGACACGCGGUUGAAUAAAACAGGCUAGUUAUGGCCAACGUAAACAGAAUGAAUUAAAAAAAAGGAUAACGCAGUGUUUCUUUCCCAACUGAGAUGAUACCUAUAUCGAUUAGGCUAAUCCUAACCCCCCAGCUCCUACUACUGAGUCACAAACAAAAACGAAUCUUUCCCCCACCCAAACCCCUCUUAUAUGAACACUUCUCCCCGGUAUGGCGAUUUCAACUGAAUCAAACACAACCAACGAAUCUUUAUAGUAACAACACAUGAAAGGCUUAAAACUAACAAAACAGCAAUUCGAGAAAAAUCACAAUUUUAAAUGUUUUUAACUUGAGUCGAAAUAGUUGGAAUAGGCAAAAUAAGGAGGGAUCUUAGUUGUUAAGUAUCAUAUGCAAUUGGAUCGAUUUAUUUGGAAAAUAAAUUAAAAAACAACACAUAACUUUGUGUAAAUAUAACGCAAACUCAAUAGUAAUGAGAUAAAAAAAAGAUAGUACACGGUCAAGUUUUAAGCAAAGUACGUUAUUACCCAUUCACACAUAUAGAAUAGAUCACGUAAAAUAAACAAUUGCGGAACGUAGUUGUAGCAAAUGGUUGUUUUUGUGAAGACGAUGAUAAACAAUACAAAAAAUGCGCAUCAGCUUUUUUAACGAAACAAAUUGACCUUUAUUUGCAGGUAAACCUGAGCAGAGAGUUAUAACUUUUUUGUUGUAAAUUAUUUACUUACAACUUGUUUUAUAUGUGCUGUUGAAAGAGACAAAGAUAAAUAAAUGAAAAUGAUUCCUUUUUCGACUCGAA
This is a messenger RNA of Topomyia yanbarensis, 2580 nucleotides long. It is a transcript of the gene Clic, whose product is annotated as chloride intracellular channel Clic. Bases 578 to 1366 code for a protein of 262 amino acids. The record is from RefSeq and is a predicted model, not a curated record. Gene Ontology annotation, biological process: chloride transport. Gene Ontology annotation, molecular function: chloride channel activity. Gene Ontology annotation, cellular component: apical plasma membrane; cytoplasm. NCBI's taxonomy places the organism in Eukaryota, Metazoa, Arthropoda, Insecta, Diptera, Culicidae. The transcript has 7 exons.